AUUUUUGUACAUUCAUUGUGAAAUCUUUAGUAGUCUGGUUAUCGUUCAGCUUUUUAUAGCUUCUUAUAAAAAUAUCAAAGGUUAACUAGUUGAUUACAAAACUUAAAAUAAUUAGACCUGAGGGAAAGCCGUUUUAUAUUUCGCUAUAUUCGAAAAAAGCGACGGCGAUAUGAGGUUCCCUAACAAUGGAAAAGCUUUAUUACAUCUGACAAAAACUUCGCUACUUCAGCAAACGAAGAAUGCAUUUGACAAACAACUGCUUCCAGCUAGUUACACCAGCACUAAGGAAACUUCGUCGGAUUCGAAGCAGUCAAAUCUUUUGUCUUACCAUGUAUUGCCGCUUAAAGAAACCCUAAAUCGAUUUAUGAGCACUGUUGAACCUUUCCUGACACCCACAGAACUGAGGGAGCAAAUUAAAAUCACUGAAGAGUUCCUAAACGGGGAGGGCAGUAAUCUCCAAAAACUCUUAGAGGAUGUUGGAAGCAAAGAAAAAAACUGGUUAGCAGACCGGUGGCUGAAAGCUGCAUAUUUGCAAUAUCGAUAUCCAGUUACCGUCUUUGUCAGUCCUGGCAUGACCUUUCCCCGACAAGACUUUAAGGAUACAAAUGCUUUUAUUGUCUACACGUCUAAAGUUAUUUUUGGCUUGGGCGAGUUCAAUGACAUGGUAAAAGCCCACAAGAUUCCAAUUGUCAAAAUGGGCAACAAUGAGUUGGACAAUAGCCAGUUUGGCAAAGUAUUCGGUACAUGUCGAAUACCACGGCGGGGUACAGAUGAGAUUGUAUAUAAUCCAUGCUCCGAUUAUGUAGUCGUUAUAUAUAAGAAUCAUUUCUAUAAAAUGAAAAUAUACGACGAAAAGGGAAAACUGAUAUCUGCUUCCUGUCUGGAGCUUCAAUUGGAAAAUAUAAUGAAAACUGAGACAACAGUUGGUGUUGCCUAUGGAAUUUUAACUACAGACUCAAGGGACAACUGGGCCGAUGCCUAUGAAAACUUGUCCGAUAUACCAGUCAAUAGAGAUGCUCUGGAAACGAUUCAAGGUGCCUUAUUUACCGUGUCACUCGACCAAUGUACCAGUUUAAUGAAAGGUGAAGAGGACGAUGAGCUUAUAUCUUCACUGAUUCAUGGAAGUGGUAGCCAUAUCAACAGCGGCAACCGGUGGAUGGACAAGACAAUUCAAUUGGUUGUUAACCCAAAUGGUAAUGUUGGAUUCACUUAUGAACAUUCUCCUGCAGAGGGCCAGCCAAUCGCAAUGAUGAUGGAUUAUGUCAUGAAAAAGUUGGAGGAGGAUCGUAAUUUUGGAGAUUGUGGUUCCAAAGACGUCAUUCCUACCGAUAAAAUACAAUUUUGUAAACCAAAUGAUCGCAUUGGACAGUGCCUGAAUAUUGCGCAACAAAAUCUUGAUGAGCUGGCAAAAUCGCUUCAGAUAAAAGUUCUCAAGUUCGAUAAAUUUGGAAAAGAGUUUAUAAAAAAACAGCGCCUGGGUCCAGAUAGUUUUAUACAGAUAGCGUUGCAGCUUGCUUUCUUUAAAAUGCACUCCGAGCCGGCUGCGCAAUAUGAGUCGGCACACUUGCGUAUAUUUGAAGGAGGUCGGACUGAAACAAUACGGUCUUGUUCAAAUGAAUCAGUGUCCUUCUGUCGGGCCAUGCAAAAUAAUUCGAAAGCCUCGAAAGAGGAACGCGUUGAUAAACUCCGUAAGGCAGUAAUGAGUCAUCAGAUGUACGCAAAGUUAGCGCUGCAAGGCAAAGGCGUCGACCGACACCUCCUCGGACUAAAGGUCAUGGCUAUGGAAAAUAAUCUGCCUAUCCCAGAGUUCUAUUCAUCACCGGGCUUUGUCAAAUCGAGUCAUUUUCGCAUGUCAACUUCACAGGUCGCUACAAAAUAUAAUGCAUUCAUGGGAUAUGGACCAGCUGUAGACGAUGGAUAUGCGUGCUGCUACAAUCCUCGCGAUAAUGACAUAAUUUUAGCUAUAUCGGCUUGGCGUCACUGUAAUGUGACCGAUCUUUUGAUUUUUAUACAAACUCUUGAACAGUCUUUUCUUGAAAUGAAAGAUAUUUUAGAUAACUCGACACAGAGUCCUCCUAACUUGAUAAGUAAAUUGUAACGCCUGCAAAAACUAAAAAUUAUAUGUACAUGGCAGAGGUUUUUAAGUUAAA
This is a messenger RNA of Drosophila serrata, 2150 nucleotides long. RefSeq names its product carnitine O-acetyltransferase-like. Gene Ontology annotation, molecular function: carnitine O-acetyltransferase activity. The record is from RefSeq and is a predicted model, not a curated record. Lineage: Eukaryota; Metazoa; Arthropoda; Insecta; Diptera; Drosophilidae. Gene Ontology annotation, biological process: carnitine metabolic process, CoA-linked. Gene Ontology annotation, cellular component: peroxisome.